GUUAUUUACGACUUGGCGAGAGAAAAAAUCUCAACAAAGUGUGACGAGACUUUUUCCAUGAUUUUGCAGAAGAAGACGACAAAUACCAUGAAUAUACAGACAUACAUCAGCCUUAUCCUAUGGCUUUGUACAGCCGUGUACUUAAUCGUAACCUCGACAUACGUGCAAAAGACAAACCAAAUCACAGCGCAGGAUUCGAAGCAGAAGACGACGACAACCACGACAAACCUCGAGAGAACACGACGAAGUGUUUGUUCGUGCGCAGCUUGUAAUGGCGGAAGACGAACCAUGGCGAGUAGAAUACCAUUUGGGGCAGCACGCAAGGUAAUGAACUUUCUGAAGCUGGCCAGCCAAGGAAUCAAGUUUACAUAUCGAAGAAAAGGGUUGAUGUACUGUAAGAAUGGCUACAUCUUGAAGAUAAUGAAAGAUGGUGUGGUAGGAGGUACAACACAGUACACCGAUGGAUUGUCUAAUAUCGAAUUCCAGUCCGUGGGAAUAAGUUUGUUGGUAAUCAAAGGUGUGACAUCGCAACGGUUCUUAGCAAUCAACGAACAAGGAGAUCUAUACACCACGCAAAUCUACAACAAAGACUGUGUAUUCGAGGAGAAACAAGAGGAGAACUUCUAUCACUCCUUCGUGUCCCAUCGCUAUAAAAACAAGGGCUGGUUCGUUGCCUUACGAAGAAACGGUCAAAUCAAGAAGACAACAGUGUUGCAAAAAGCAACUCAAUUCCUUAUCUUGUUUUCUUCAUAAUCAAACUUUGCUUAGGCUUGAGAAGUUAGUGGUGAUCUUGUGAACAACCUUGGCAACGCCAGGCAAACGACGCUCGCUGAAACAAGAUUCUGGACGAUUAUUAACUACGCAUGCACCAAUGCCAUGGUAACAAUGAGUUAUAAAUGACGAAAUGUCGACAAUAGAUAAUGGAUACAAUACAGCCGACGAUAUUCAAUCGUAAAACAGAUUAUGAAACUGCAAGAAAUUUCUCGUUUAGACACAUGUAAAUGAACCAAGUACAUAUGCACCAUGACAACGGUAAAGGCAUGCAUUACC
Molecule: messenger RNA, 1050 nt
Organism: Actinia tenebrosa (Australian red waratah sea anemone)
Lineage: Eukaryota; Metazoa; Cnidaria; Anthozoa; Actiniaria; Actiniidae
Product: fibroblast growth factor 1-like
Molecular function (GO): growth factor activity
Source: RefSeq, a predicted model, not a curated record